Messenger RNA from Saccharomyces eubayanus, 852 nucleotides. RefSeq names its product porin POR1 (gene POR1). Gene Ontology annotation, molecular function: voltage-gated monoatomic anion channel activity. The record is from RefSeq and is a predicted model, not a curated record. Bases 1 to 852 code for a protein of 283 amino acids. The transcript has a single exon. Gene Ontology annotation, cellular component: mitochondrial outer membrane. Gene Ontology annotation, biological process: monoatomic anion transmembrane transport. Lineage: Eukaryota; Fungi; Ascomycota; Saccharomycetes; Saccharomycetales; Saccharomycetaceae.
AUGUCCCCCCCAGUCUACAGCGAUAUCUCCAGAAAUAUCAACGAUCUAUUAAACAAGGACUUCUACCAUGCCACCCCAGCAGCAUUUGACGUGCAAACCACAACUUCCAACGGCAUCAAGUUUGCAUUGAAGGCCAAACAGCCGGUCAAGGACGGUCCAUUGUCCACUGAUGUGGAGGCCAAGCUGAACGAUAAGCAAACUGGUUUGGGUUUGACCCAAGGCUGGUCUAACACAAACAACUUGAAGACAAAGUUGGAGCUUGCUGACUUGACCCCGGGUUUAAAGAAUGAAUUGAUCACUUCCUUGAUCCCGGGCGUGGCUAAGUCCGCCGUCUUGAACACCACUUUCGUACAACCUUUCUUCACUGCUAGGGGUUCCUUCGAUCUGUGCUUGAAGUCCCCCACUUUUGUCGGUGACUUGACCAUGGCUCACGAAGGUGUUGUUGGUGGUGCUGAAUUUGGCUACGACAUCAGCGCCGGCUCCAUCUCCCGUUACGCCAUGGCUCUAAGUUACUUCGCCAAGGACUACUCCUUGGGCGCUACUUUGAACAACGACCAAAUAACCACUGUUGAUUUCUUCCAAAACGUCAACGCCUUCCUACAAGUCGGUGCCAAAGCCACCAUGAACCGCAAACUACCUAACGCCAAUGUCAACAUCGAAUUCGCCACCAGAUACUUGCCUGACGCCUCUUCCCAAGUCAAGGCCAAGGUCUCCGACUCCGGUAUCGUUACUUUGGCUUAUAAGCAAUUGUUGAGACCAGGUGUUACUUUGGGUGUUGGUUCCUCUUUCGAUGCUUUGAAGUUGUCUGAACCAGUCCACAAGCUAGGUUGGUCUUUAUCCUUCGAUGCUUGA